This is a messenger RNA of Saccoglossus kowalevskii, 981 nucleotides long. RefSeq names its product enoyl-[acyl-carrier-protein] reductase, mitochondrial-like. Gene Ontology annotation, molecular function: oxidoreductase activity. Gene Ontology annotation, biological process: fatty acid metabolic process. Gene Ontology annotation, cellular component: mitochondrion. The record is from RefSeq and is a predicted model, not a curated record. Lineage: Eukaryota; Metazoa; Hemichordata; Enteropneusta; Harrimaniidae.
AUGGGAAUUGUUAAGAAGAGUAGGUUCAUGUUUAGGAAAGGAAGAAUAAACCGCGUAUGGACUGCAAUAUAUGACUUUAUUGAACGAACUUUGAAGGAAGAACGAACAAAACGAACUGAAGAAGAGACGUUUCGUGUAUACCCAAUCAAGCCAUCUUUGCCGGCUGUGGGAGGCUUUGAAGGGGUUGGUGUAGUACAAGAAAUUGGUAAACAAGUUACAAAACUGCUGCCUGGUGAUGUUGUUAUUCCCGGUGUAAAUGGCAUAGGUACAUGGUGUAGCCAUACAGUACAGAAUGAGAAUGACUGGUUGAAAAUACCACCAGGGACACCUACUAUAUUCGCAGCAACUUUAAGAGUAAAUAAUUGUACAGCUUACAGAAUGUUAAAAGACUUUGCCAGGUUAGAAGCAGGUGAUGUGGUUAUACAGAAUGCAGCUAAUAGUGGGUGUGGUCAGGCUGCUAUACAGAUAGCUGCAGCUAGGGGAAUACAACGGUCAGAUUUUGAUGAUGUUUGUCAACAUCUCAAAGACCUUGGUGCUACAGAAGUUAUCAGUGAUUUCUCGGCUCAAAAAGGAGAAAUUAAACAGCUGUUAAAAGACCAUGGCAAACCCAGACUUGCUCUGAAUGCUGUUGGUGGUAAAGCUGCUAUCACUUUGAUGAAAUAUCUAGAACAUGGUGGUACCAUGGUAACCUAUGGUGGGAUGUCACGGCAACCAAUCACCUUGCCAACUGGAUUAUUGAUAUUUAAUGAUAUCAAAGUUGUGGGUUACUGGAUGUCAAGAUGGCAUGAUAAAAAUGGAAAAUCGGAUGAAGCCCAAACAAUGAUAUCAGAAUUAUGUGACUGGAGUAAAAAGGGAAAGUUGAAACUACCAAGACAUCGAAUGGUACCGCUUAUGGACUACAAAUCAGCAAUUGAAAUCACCAUUGGACCCUACAGCACAGAAAAACAGAUUCUAUCCAUGGAAUCAUUGUAACCGUUUCUA